Molecule: messenger RNA, 2070 nt
Organism: Pezoporus flaviventris
Lineage: Eukaryota; Metazoa; Chordata; Aves; Psittaciformes; Psittacidae
Gene: CCNJ
Product: cyclin J
Exons: 6
Coding region: 847-1785 (312 amino acids)
Biological process (GO): mitotic cell cycle phase transition; regulation of cyclin-dependent protein serine/threonine kinase activity
Cellular component (GO): nucleus; cyclin-dependent protein kinase holoenzyme complex; cytoplasm
Molecular function (GO): cyclin-dependent protein serine/threonine kinase regulator activity
Source: RefSeq, a predicted model, not a curated record
UUCUGGUGCCCCGGCCCCGCCGCGGCCGUCAGCCCCGCCGCUGCGUAGGGCCCCGGCCGCCGCGCCGCGCCGCCGAUGGAGCUGGAGGCGCAGUGGUGGACAGGACAGCUGGCUGCCGACAUCCACCAGGCGCUUCGCUACAAGGUAGCCCGGUGCGGCGGGGAUUCGGUCGGGAAGGAGGGUCUGAGCGGGGGACCUUGGUGGGCGGCGGGGGACGGCGGCGGUCUCGGUACCUUUGUGAAGGCUGAACAAUCGGAGCCAGCCCCGUGGCUGGAAGCGGCGUGGAAAGAGUGAGGCGACCGGACUUCGGUGGAGUUUGCUUUAUCCUCAGUUAAGGCUCAGGCUGUUUGUUCUCGGGCGUGACAGUUUCUGUGAGUGACCGGACUCCUUUCUGCAUUUAAAAAAGGACAGGGGUCACGGGGCGCUUAAUUCUUCUGUCUGGAUGUGGAAAUGGCUUCAAGUUUAAGCUCUGAGGAAAGCGUUGUGGAGCUGUUGGAACAAAAAUCUCCAAAAGCCAAACAAACACUAGGUGCAGCAAGAGUAGAGGGUUUAAGUAAUGCUGCUUUGAAGUUACUUCAGCUAACUCAAAGUUGCUCUUUGGGGCUGCUUUCUUAAUAAAAUACGUCUUAUGCCUGGAGCUGAAAAACAGUUUACAGUGGCUGAGCCUACUAAAAAUGCACUUUUGCUGCCUGAUAGUACUUGGAGCUGAAGCUGCCCUCCUACAAAGGACAAUCUCCGCAGUUACAUCUGAGAAGAUACUUUGCAGAUCUGAUUGCCAUUGUGAGCAAUCGGUUCAGGCUUUGUCCUGCUGCACGACAUCUAGCUGUGUACCUGUUGGACCUCUUUAUGGAUCGUUAUGACAUAUCUAUACAGCAGCUGCAUGUGGUUGCUCUUUCCUGUUUACUUUUAGCAAGUAAAUUUGAAGAAAAGGAAGACAGUGUUCCCAAACUUGAACAGCUGAACAGCUUGGGUUGUAUGACUAACAUGAAUUUGGUACUAACAAAACAGAAUUUGCUUCAUAUGGAGUUGUUGUUGCUAGAAACAUUUCAGUGGAAUUUGUGCCUCCCAACUGCUGCUCAUUUCAUCGACUAUUAUCUUUCUAUUGCUGUCCAUGAGACUGAUCUUCAUGAUGGCUGGCCAAUGGUUUGCUUAGAGAAGACUAAGUUAUAUAUGGCAAAAUAUGCUGAUUACUUUCUGGAAGUAUCAUUGCAAGAUCAUGCAUUUUUAAAUUAUGCUCCUUCUUUAGUUGCUACUGCAUGUGUAGCUUCUUCAAGGAUCAUCUUGCGUCUCUCACCAACGUGGCCUACCCGACUGCAUCAUCUUACUGCAUACUCCUGGGAUUUUCUAGUGCCAUGUAUUGAGCGACUAUUAAUUGCGCAUGAUAAUGAUGUGAAGGAAGCAAACAAGCAAAAAGGACAACAUGCUCAGUCUGCCCAACACACUGUAUUUCAGACCCCAGCUCCAACUCCCCAGCAGGCUAAUGCUCAACAGCACAUACCACAGUAUCUCCAAGCUCAUCAGUCUUCAUUACAGUAUCACCAUCAGGCAUCACAGCAGCAAAAGUGUCAACAGAUAUUAUCAUCUAAUCAUACAGCAUCUUACCCACUUCAGACUUGCCCUGCUGCGUUACAGUCUACUGUUCAGGCUCGAGGCCAUGCACAGACUAGUGCUGCAAUGUCACUUGCUGCUCCGCUAGAAGUGAAGCCAUGUAUAAGUGUCUCCUACAACCGGAGUUAUCAAAUGAAUGGACGAUAUUCCUGUAUUACUCCCUGCUUUGAGAGGUGAUAAGUACAGAAUAGUUUUGUGCUUGUUUGGGGUGGGAAGUUGUGUUGAGGGGAAUUGUUUUGGGUUGGGUUGUUUGUUUUUUUUUUUGUUAACCCUCAAAUAAGUUUGAGGGCAACAAAUCAAAUAAAAGAGUGUCUUUCUAGGAAAAAAGGCAACUGGAUUGACAAGCAGUACCAUAGGUCAAAUACAGACUUGCUACAAGCACACAGAACACCCUCCAAAAAGAACGUGUAUACCUGGGGGUAAUAAGUUCUUACUCUGGCACUCGGAAUACUCGGUGCUUCU